Molecule: messenger RNA, 552 nt
Organism: Symbiodinium pilosum
Lineage: Eukaryota; Dinophyceae; Suessiales; Symbiodiniaceae
Source: the annotation of a GenBank genome assembly
AUGGGGCUGGAGGACUCCCUGGGCCUGUUCACCUUCAUGCUGCCACUGACACAGUUGGAAAGAAGAUGCAGCAUCAAGAGGCUUGGCAUACAUCUGCAAGCUCCCGAUGCCUUGAUCAAGCCGCCGGAGGAAGUUGAGAACUUUCUGUGCGCUGGCUUUUACAGCUUGGCAAAGGACUGCCUGGCACCGGGCGGGUUCGUGGCCUUCUCCCAAAGUCAGGAGCAGCUCAUCGAGACAGUUAUUUUUCAGCUCCCGUACCUGGAUGAAUGUUUUUUCGGUCUGGACAUGGCUAACUAUGGCCCAGACAGGGUAGCGGGCACCACCCCACUCAACCAGCCUCUGGUCAAGCUGGAGGCUCUCACGACCCUGCGGCCCAUGGGCACCUUGAUCUCAGGGCCGCUGCGGCCAGUCUCUCUAGACAUCUCACCUAUGAAGCGGACCGUGACUUUGCCUUGGCACAUGUUUCAGUCACCUGGGAUGACUAUGAAGAUGCUCCACGCCGUGGAAGCUCUCUCGACCUGGAAGCGUGAGAUGGGUUUUCGGAUAUUUUAA